CUGGUUAAAGGAUCUUGACUGGAAUGGCUGGAUUCGGGGCUCUCGGCAGAGCUUUCCAGAAGCGCAGGAAAAAGAGUGCAAGCAGUCGACGUUGGGCCUUAAAGACCAAGAAGUCGGUAACUCCGAUAUCUAAUAGUCAGUUAAACAUUACAAUUGACCCAAGUGUCAAAAGAAAUAUAAAAUCCAUUGUGGAGAUCAAAUAUGGAGACAGUGAGCAACUGUCCUCUGUUCCAAAGAGUGGAGACCGAUUUUUGUAUCAUGCAGUUGGAAGCAUUAUGCAGCAAUGUCAUGACAGAAUCAGCCAGAUGUGGACCGGGUUUUGGAAAGUUUUCUUUUUCUGGAGAGCUUAUGCACAGCAAGUGGAGAUUCUCCACCAGAGGGUGGAAGACCUUCAAACAGAAGUACGACUACUACGUUCUAGUGUGCAAACGGUUCAUGAACUUAGAGGUUCUGCCUGCCAUUGUGGACAGCUAGAUGGUAUCAUCCCACAACAGCAGCAACACAGCUCUGUUCCUCCGCCUUCUGCUCUUCCUCCUCCACCUCCCCCUCCACCUCCCCCUCCACCUCUGCCACCAUCCACAACUGUGCAAGCUCCACAGAAACUAUCCCAGUUUCUCAAAAAGAAACCAGCAUCUAUGUCACUGCAGGAGAAGUCAGAUCGACAUGUUGCAGUGACUCUACGGGAUCUACAGGCUGUGCAGCUAAGAAAAGUAAUUGUUAAACAUAAAGUUCAGAUGUCCCCAGAUGGAAAAAGAUCCCCUCUGGUCACAUUAGCAGACCUGCAGAAAGUCCGUUUGAGACGCACUCGGUGUAGCUUCCUGUCACCUCAGAGGCCUAACAUUGGCAUGACGUCAAUCAAAAGUCCUUUGAAGCCAAGUGUACAACUCAAAAAAGUCUAUGUUAACCGAACUCCAGGUGGUACACCACUGUGCAAUAAAGAGAAUGCAGAGAAGAACUCACUCGCUAGUGCAAUCAUGAGCAAAGCUGUGGAAACUAAGAUCCAGAGUGCCUUGCCUAUGAGAUCCUAACCACUGAAGCCUGUCAGUUGAGACUGUGACAUCCGACCACUUCCUGUAUUGAAGUAUUGCACUUUCUUAACUGGUUUUAUCCUGGUUUGAUAUGUGGUUUGACGAUAACGUACCCAUUUUUUUUUCUAAGACAUUUAAAGUACACAUACCUAUAGGGCAAAUACUGAACUACACAAUACCCUCUUGAGCCAGUUUUAAUGAGCAGUUUAAAAUUUAGUGAAUAAACUGGUAAAGUAGUGGUGAGGACCAGCUUGAAAUGAACAUGGUUUCAGUAUUGAAAAAUAAGCAUGAAAAUACACUUUAAGUCUGUUACAUUAUGUGGCAUGUUGGAUUCCAUAAUAUGUAUGGUGGAUUCAGUCAACAUAGUGAAACCUUAAGGGAUCACUCUAGUGCUGAGCAAUGCAAUAAGGCCAACAUGCGUGUAAUUUAAAUAUGUAUUUUGGAAUGUUAAUGUUUAGAACUAUGUUUUGUAAUAUUUUCGAGAAACCACUUUUUAUAUGCACCUAAAUGUGAUAUUUUACUAUGUUGUA
Electrophorus electricus (electric eel) is the source of this 1558-nucleotide messenger RNA. RefSeq names its product proline rich 11 (gene prr11). Lineage: Eukaryota; Metazoa; Chordata; Actinopteri; Gymnotiformes; Gymnotidae. The record is from RefSeq and is a predicted model, not a curated record. Gene Ontology annotation, cellular component: nucleus; cytoplasm.